UCUUUCUCCCAGAUUUGGCACUUGUCUCAAGCACAAGUUUCAUUCCUUCACUCUCGCCUCACUCUAUCUCAGACACCCAUUUUUCCUUCCCCUUUUUCUAAGCCUAAGUCCAGCUCAUACCAAACCCACACCCCUUUACUUACCCACUUCACGACCAACUUCUUCUUCUUCUCUCUCUCUCUCUCUCUCCAAUGCAAGCACAUUUGUAAAACGAAGAGAGAGAAACAGGAAGAAAAAAAAGAGAGAAAAUCAAAUGCCUUGCUAUAGAUCCCAAUAAUUAUUACAAGGAAAGCCACUGAAUCCCCGGGAAUCCGAAAUUUUGCCCCCAAAAAUGGGCGGUCUCAGAGAAUCGUGGUGUUUCUGCAAGGGAGUGAGCAAGUCCGAGAGGAUGAAAGCCGCCAUUUUCUCCGGCAAGGCUCCGGCCAUGGCCACAACCUCCGGCGCCGCCAAUGAGAUCUUCGGCACCGGAUUCUUGAUCCACAGGAACCUCCUUUUGUCCACUCACGUCAACCUUCCCUCCGUCUCCGCCGCAGAAUCCGCCGAGAUCCGUCUCCAAAACGGCGUCGCUGCUACUCUCUUUCCUCACAGGUUUUUCAUUACCAGCUCCGUUUUGGAUCUUACAAUAGUGGGUUUAGAUUCCAUGGAUGGAGAUUCAAAUGCCCAGGGGCAACAUCCUCACUACUUGAAGACUUGUUCUAAACCAACUCUGGAUCUGGGUAGUGUAGUUUAUCUUUUAGGCCAUACGGAGAAAAAAGAGUUGACAGUUGGUGAAGGAAAGGUGGUUAUAGCCACUGACAAUCUCAUAAAAUUGUCCACGGAUGGAGUAAUGUGGAGCCCUGGGUCGGCCGGAUUUGAUGUGCAAGGAAAUCUUGCUUUCAUGAUCUGUGAUCCUAUGAAGCUAGCCUCAUCGCCAACUAAUAAGUCCUCAUCGACAUCUUCGUCAUCCUCGUCGUCGUGGAAAAAGGAUUUCCCUAUGCAAUUUGGCAUCCCGAUUCCCAUCAUCUGCGAUUGGUUAAACCAGCACUGGGAAGGUAGUCUUGAUGAUCUUAACAAACCGAAGUUGCCAAUCAUUCGAUUGAUGUCCACGGGCCAGAAGAGUGAGCAUUCAUGCGCUUCCUUUACACUGCGGCGAGUUUUCAAGUCAACUGAAGCGGAUCAAGAUGGAACACCAUCUUCAUCAAAUGCCAUCUCCAAAGCUAGGGAUCAGCCUGGACCGAGCUGUUCUCCUCCAGCAGAGAACACUGUUGAAGAAGAAACCCGAACAACGGAUCCACAUGCUAUGCACAUACAGGGAAUUCCUACUCCAGAAAUAUAUGAAUCCCCAAAGUUAAACGCUGUUCCUAUUCAGAAAAAACAAAGUUCUCCAGUUCAGCUUCUGGAUAUCAAUUUCCCUCCAAAAGUAGUUAGACCUGUAAGUCCAAAGCGGCCAGCCAAGCUGCUGCUCCCGAGUUCUGGUGAGAAUUUUAUCAGGGAACCAUCACGAGAGAGACCACUAAGAGAAGGGGAAGACCAAAAUAAGGAAAGAGGACUUACCGGUCCGGAUGCUAAUGCUGAAGUUUCCUCAACAGGUUCUGUGAGUGGGGCUCAGAGUGAGGUCCAGUCUAGUUCAUCCCCUGUCGAAAUUUUGGAGAUGCAGAAUGGUUAUAAUGGCUAUAGCAGUGAGGGAGAGACUAUGUAUUCUGCAGAAACCGCCGAGAGUCGGAAUUAUACAAGCCCUGGAGAGGGAAAGUUUCAGCAAGUCGGUAGGAGCCAGAGCUGUGUAAGCUACAAUAGGUGGGGAACUGUCCAAAGGAACCCGGUGGCUCGUAGGACUUUGGUUGAAAAGCAAAGGAGCUUUGUCCAUGGAAGAAAGAUGUAUUCUCAAGGGGCUACUUCUCAAAGGAGUAAUGACUUUUACAGCCCAACUGUCUCUUCAAUCAUGAAGAACCGGAACAACUUGGAGCAGAAGAACAGACCCCAACAAAGUACAGUACAUUCAUCUCCAAGAUGGAUGUUUUAAAACGAUUCUUAAAUUUGUGUAAUACUUGUGAAAGUAAUUGACAACAAAAUUCAUAGUGUUUUGCACUUUAAAUUAGUGCCCAUAUGAGUUCCGUUAGGUAUAGUGUAACAUAUUUGUUGUGCCUGUGCAUGACAUUGAUCUGAGGUGAAUAAGAAAAUU
Molecule: messenger RNA, 2158 nt
Organism: Morus notabilis
Lineage: Eukaryota; Viridiplantae; Streptophyta; Magnoliopsida; Rosales; Moraceae
Exons: 2
Coding region: 332-1999 (555 amino acids)
Source: RefSeq, a predicted model, not a curated record